Molecule: messenger RNA, 603 nt
Organism: Helobdella robusta
Lineage: Eukaryota; Metazoa; Annelida; Clitellata; Rhynchobdellida; Glossiphoniidae
Exons: 4
Coding region: 1-603 (200 amino acids)
Source: RefSeq, a predicted model, not a curated record
AUGGCUUCGUACAUACCUGCUCGGAUAAUUGCAUCAUUUAGUUAUUUCAUGGUGUGUUUGCAUGAUGAAACAUGUUAUUCACUUGUCGCUUUCAUGUUGCUCGACCGCCCUGCAGCCAACAACGAGACGUUAACGAUCAGCAAUGUGAGGCACAUCAUUGACACUGGUGCCUACAAGUGCUUGGCGAGCAACCACGCGGCAAUCAAUCAAGAUAUUUCUACGGUCUUCGUCGAAGAAGUCGAUCUACCUGUUGACUAUUUCAACGCUGGCCUGAAGCAAGAAGAUGUGUAUGUGAUCUUCAACGAGGAAGGCUGCUGGCUCAUGGAUCCUGACAGGUGUGGACUGCAUUUCAUUGAACCAACAAAAAUCCGGCAGGAUGUUCAACAUCACUUCAAACAAUCUUUCAACAACAGCAAGAAAUAUUUAGGCAAGUUCAGGCAGUUUUCAAACCUAUAUUCCAAAAUUAAGAACAGCCAGAUUUGUUCAUACAAGUGCUCAAUUAAGCAAAGUUGUAGCUUCCUACGAUCGUUAAGUUAUCGUUGUUCCGUAGGUUCAAGUUUUUCGAUAGAUGAAUACAACUGCUUCAAAGGCAAACUUUGUUGA